AUGGCGCAACGAAUGCCCUCGCCGUUGAGGAUACUCCUCGGCUGCGUUUUCUUCUUUUCUGCCCAGGUCUUUGCCGUCUCCGCAGUCCUGGGUGUUGACCUUGGUACCGAGUACAUCAAGGCCGCCUUGGUCAAGCCUGGCAUUCCUCUCGACAUUGUCCUGACCAAGGACUCCCGCCGCAAAGAGAUCUCCGCCGUCACCUUCAAGCCCCUCUCGAGCGGCCCCAAGUCCGGAUCCUUCCCCGAGAGACUCUACGGCUCCGACGCCGUCGCCCUCGCCGCCAGAUUCCCCCACGAUGUCUACCCCAACCUGAAGACCAUCCUCGGUCUCACUGUCGACCACCCCAUUGUCCAGGAGUACGCUGCCCGACACCCCGCCCUGCAGCUCGAGAAAAACAAGCAGCGAGGAACAGCUGCGUUCAAGAGCAAGUCUUUCGCCGAGGAAGAGGAGGCCUGGCUGGUCGAGGAGUUGCUGGCCAUGGAGCUUCAGGCGAUCCAGAAGAACGCCGAGGUCGCUGCUGGUGCCGGAACCGCCGUCCGCUCCAUGGUCCUCACCGUGCCUCCUUACUUCACCAUUGAGGAGAAGCGCGCCAUUCAGGCCGCUGCCGACCUCGCCGGCCUCAAGGUUCUCAGCCUCAUCAGCGAUGGUCUAGCUGUCGGCCUCAACUACGCUACCUCUCGCCAGUUCCCCAACAUCAACGAGGGCGCGAAGCCCGAGUACCACCUCGUCUUCGACAUGGGCGCCGGUUCCACCAAGGCCACUGUCAUGAAGUUCCAGAGCCGUACCGUCAAGGAUGUUGGCAAGUACAACAAGACCGUUCAGGAGGUUGCCGUUCUGGGCUCCGGCUGGGACAGGACCCUGGGCGGUGACGCUCUGAACUCUCUCAUCAUUGACGACAUGGUCUCUCAAUUCGUCGAGUCCAAGGGCGCGCAGAAGGUCUCUGCCCAGUCUGAGAAGGUCAAGACUCACGGCCGCGCCAUCGCAAAGCUUACCAAGGAAGCGGAGCGCUUGCGCCACGUCCUCAGCGCCAACACCCAGACCGGCGCCAGCUUCGAGGGCCUCUACGAGGACGUCGAUUUCAAGUACAAGAUCAGCCGUGCCGACUUUGAGAAGAUGGCCGAGGGCCACGCCGCUCGUGUUGGUGCUGUUGUUCAGAACGCCCUCAAGAUGGCCGGGCUCGAGCUCUCCGACCUCACCUCAGUCAUUCUCCACGGUGGUGCUUCCCGCACGCCCUUCGUCCAGAAGGAGCUGGAGACUGUCGUUGGCUCUGCCGAGAAGAUCCGUAGCAACGUCAACUCAGACGAGUCCGCCGUCUUCGGCGCUGGCUUCCGCGCUGCUGAGUUGAGCCCCAGCUUCCGUGUCAAGGAGAUCCGCAUCUCUGAGGGUGCCAAUUUUGCCUCCGGCAUGAAGUGGACCAACGCCAAGGACAAGCUCCAGCACCAGCGUCUGUGGUCUCCCAUCUCUCCCCAGGGCGGUGUCGCUAAGGACGUCACCUUCACCAACCACGACGACUUCUCCGUCACGUUCUACCAACAGGUCGACUCUGCCGAGCAGGACACCAAGAUUCUGACUACCAAGAACCUCACCGCCACCGUUGCGCAGCUCGAGGAGAAGUACUCCUGCGUUGACAGCGACAUCCACUUCAAGGUCGGUGUCAAGCUUAGCAGCGAGAACGGCGAGGUUGAGGUGACCAAGGCCACUGUUGAGUGCGAGGCCGACGCUCCCGAGAAGGAGGGCUUCGUUGACGGCGUCAAGAACCUGUUCGGUUUUGGCAAGAAGGACCAGAAGGUCAUGGACGGCGAGGAUGGCGCUGAGUCCGAGUCUACCUCUUCUGAGUCUUCCUCCACCACCGCUUCCACCGCGACUGACGCUACCUCCGCCUCGUCCUCUCCCGUGCCCAGUGACGCGGCUGCUGACGGAAAGGAGGCCGCCCCCAAGAAGGAGCUUGUCGUCAUCUCCGUCGACUUCACUCUCGAGAAGACCGGCCGUCCUGAGAUCUCCCGCGAUGAGCUGGUCAAGUCCAAGGAUCGCCUCAAGGCAUUUGAGGCUUCCGACAAGGCUCGCCGUCUGAGAGAGGAGGCCCUUAACCAGCUCGAGGGCUUCACUUACAAGGUCCGUGACCUCCUCGAGAACGAGGCUUUCAUUGCCGUUUCCACGGAAAAGGAGCGUGCCACCCUGGAGAAGAAGAACAGCGAGGCCAGCGACUGGCUCUACGAGGACGGCGCCGAUGCCACCAAGGAUGAGCUCAAGAAGAAGUACAAGGAGCUCCACGACCCCGUCUCCAAGAUCCAGAAGAGGAGCGAGGAGGCCGCGAAGCGCCCCGAGCUUAUCCAGGCUCUCAAGGACGCGCUGAACUCUACCCAGUCCUUCGUCGGCAACAUCAAGAAGCAGAUCGACGAGUAUGACGCGUGGCACGCCUCGGCCUCUGCUGCGUCCCCUUCUUCCACCGAGACUCCCGCUCCCUCUGCCGACUUUGACGACCUCGAGGAUGACGAGGACAAGGAGCGCAAGAUGGAAGAUGUCGUCAAGGAGAAGGGUCCCGUCCCUCCUCUGUACAAGCGUGAGGACAUUGACGUCGUUGAGGAUCUGUACGAUGACACCCUCAAGUGGCUUAAGCAGAUGGAGGAGAAGCAGGACGCCCUCGCCGCGACCGCUGACCCGGUCCUCCUCGUCAAGGACCUCCAAGCUAAGCGCGAUAAGCUCGACAAGGCCGGCAUGGAUCUCGCCAUGAAGGGCGUCAAGCACUUUGAGCAGAAGUCCAAGAAGGCGAGCAAGAGCGCCGCCAAGAACAAGACCAAGUCGGCCACCUCUUCCUCGACGACCAACACCGCCACCGCGUCCACCGAGUCGGACAACGGGAAGUCCACCACCACCAUCCCCGCCAAGAGCUCCGCCACCGAGCCGGAAGCAGCUGGCCGCACCGUUGAGCUGCCUGGUGGCGGCAGCUACGUCCAGUACGGCGGUGACGGCGAGGCGCCGACCGACGAGGAGCUGGAGGAGAUUCUGAAGAAGUUUGAGCAGCACCAGGGACCCCCUCCGCCCAAGGAGGAGGUGCACGAUGAGUUGUGA
Colletotrichum chrysophilum is the source of this 3069-nucleotide messenger RNA. RefSeq lists its product as uncharacterized. Gene Ontology annotation, biological process: cellular response to hypoxia; endoplasmic reticulum unfolded protein response; negative regulation of hypoxia-induced intrinsic apoptotic signaling pathway. Gene Ontology annotation, cellular component: endoplasmic reticulum chaperone complex. The record is from RefSeq and is a predicted model, not a curated record. The transcript has a single exon. NCBI's taxonomy places the organism in Eukaryota, Fungi, Ascomycota, Sordariomycetes, Glomerellales, Glomerellaceae. Gene Ontology annotation, molecular function: ATP binding; ATP-dependent protein folding chaperone. Bases 1 to 3069 code for a protein of 1022 amino acids.